AUGAAUAGCAUGUCUAUGAGUAGUAGCGGUAUGAAUAUGGAUGCGAUGUCUAGUGCAUCGAAGACGGUAGCAUCGAGCAUGGCCUCGAUGAGCAUGGACGCUAUGUCCAGUGCAACCAAAGCUAUAGCUUCGAGUAUGUCAUCAAUGAACAUGGAUGCAAUGUCUAGUGCAUCGAAGACGGUAGCGUCGAGCAUGGCUUCGAUGAGUAUGGAUGCGAUGUCCAGUGCAAGCAAAACAUUGGCUUCAAGUAUGGCAUCGAUGGCGAGCAUGUCGAUGGGAAGCAGCUCAAUGGCAGGCAUGUCGAUGGGAAGCAGCUCGAUGGCAGACAUGUCGAUGGGAAGCUCUGCAACCAUGAGUUCAGCCGGUACACAAUCCACUUCAGGCUCAAGCAUGUCGGGUAUGUCGGGUAUGUCGUCAUCAAGUAACAGUAGUUCCUCAGGAUCGUCUAUGGAUAUGGACAUGGAUAUGGAUAUGGGGAUGAACUAUUAUCUGACUCCCACGUAUAAAAACUACCCUGUUUUAUUCCACCAUCUACAUGCAAAUACCAGCGGCAAGGCCUUUGGUAUUUUCUUAUUGAUUGUCGUGGCUGCUUUCGUUUACAAGCUCUUGCUUUUUGUCAGUUGGUGUCUCGAAGUACACUGGUUCAAGAAAUGGGACAAGGAGAAUAAAUACUGCACGUUACCUUCAGCAAAUGCUAAGGAUGACGGCAGAAACUAUGGAACGGAGAACAACUUUGAAAUCCAGGGUUUGCCCAAAUUACCAAAUUUGCUAGGUGACAUAUUCGUUCCUUCUUUAAUGGAUCUCUUCCACGACAUUAUUAGAACGUUUUUAGUAUUUACCUCCACAAUGAUCAUCUACAUGUUGAUGCUUGCUACAAUGUCUUUUGUUUUGACAUACGUUUUCGCAGUCAUCACCGGCUUAGCCUUAUCAGAAGUGUUUUUUAAUAGGUGCAAACUAGCCCUGUUAAAAAGAUGGGAUAUUCAAAGAGAGAUUCAAAAAACAAUGAACUGUCCUGGUUUUGGUAACUGCCAAUGUGGCAAGCAUGCCAGCAGCACACCUGAUCCAAUUGCCGUUGCCGAUACCACGUCAGCUAGUGAUCAAAGUACUCGCAUGGAAAAAAACAAUCUGUCUGAGGUUGCUAUUGCGGAAAAUAACCAAACGAACACACCUGCACAAGAAGACGGAUGUAACUGCGCCAAAGUCUCCAGAAAAAACCAAGAAAACAUCGAAAGUAACAUUMUUGAAAGUUCCAAGUUGCAAGAACAGUCUGGGAACAUGGAUCAGAACUUACUUCCAGCCGAAAAGUUCAGUCAUAAUUAA
Molecule: messenger RNA, 1320 nt
Organism: Saccharomyces eubayanus
Lineage: Eukaryota; Fungi; Ascomycota; Saccharomycetes; Saccharomycetales; Saccharomycetaceae
Gene: CTR1
Product: high-affinity Cu transporter CTR1
Exons: 1
Coding region: 1-1320 (439 amino acids)
Biological process (GO): intracellular copper ion homeostasis; copper ion transmembrane transport
Cellular component (GO): plasma membrane
Molecular function (GO): copper ion transmembrane transporter activity
Source: RefSeq, a predicted model, not a curated record